Molecule: messenger RNA, 2518 nt
Organism: Chlorocebus sabaeus (green monkey)
Lineage: Eukaryota; Metazoa; Chordata; Mammalia; Primates; Cercopithecidae
Product: cytochrome P450 2C20-like
Biological process (GO): xenobiotic metabolic process
Cellular component (GO): cytoplasm; intracellular membrane-bounded organelle
Molecular function (GO): oxidoreductase activity, acting on paired donors, with incorporation or reduction of molecular oxygen, reduced flavin or flavoprotein as one donor, and incorporation of one atom of oxygen; iron ion binding; heme binding
Source: RefSeq, a predicted model, not a curated record
AAAAGUGUUCCUAUUUCUCCACAUCCUCUCCAGCACCUGUUGUUACAUUUUUCUUUAUAUGAGGCAUAGAAUACACUGAUUUCUCUCAAAGUCAUAAAUUCCCAACUGGUCAUUAAUGUGAAGAAUACUGACUUUUGAGUGAUUUUCUAGCAUCCAGUGUAAAUGACUUCAGUGUUUCUCCAUCAUCAUUGCACAUCGAAACAACCAGGGUCUUUUAUGUUUUUAAUUAUCACUACCUAGACUCCAAUCCAAUGCAAUUAAACCACAGUGUCCUGGGUGGACACUGGAAAGAAAAAGACAACAAGACUAAAAAAUAUUUUUAAUUGCUCAAUGAGCCAAAGUCCAUUCAGAAAAUAGCAUAAUGUGUAUCUAGGUGAUUGGUCACCGUACAUGUUAACGAGGCAUGCCUGAAUUAGCGGGGAGAGAUAUAAAAGCCUUGCGGUGCAAGCUGCCAGUUGUCUUAGUAAGAAGAGAAGGCUUCAAUGGAUCCUUUUGUGGUCCUGGUGCUCUGUCUCUCCUGCUUGCUCCUCCUUUCACUCUGGAGACAGAAUUCUGGGAGAGGGAAGCUCCCUCCUGGCCCCACUCCUCUCCCUAUUAUUGGAAAUAUCCUACAGUUAGAUAUUAGGAAUAUCAGCAAAUCUUUCAGCAAUUUCUCAAAACUCUAUGGCCCUGUGUUCACUGUGUAUUUUGGCCUAAAGCCCACUGUGGUUUUGCAUGGAUAUGAAGCUCUGAAGGAAGCCCUGAUUGAUCAUGGAGAGGAGUUUUCUGGGAGAGGUGCUUUGCCACUAAUUGAAAGAAGUCAGAAAGGGCAUGGAAUCAUUUUCAGCACUGGAAAGAGAUGGAAAGAGAUGCGGCGUUUCUCUCUUUUGACCUUGCGAAAUUUUGGGAUGGGUAAGAGAAGCAUUGAGGACUGCGUUCAAAAGGAAGCCCGCUGUAUUGUGGAGGAGUUGAGAAAAACCAACGCCUCACCCUGUGAUCCCACUUUCAUCCUGGGCUGUGCUCCCUGCAAUGUGAUCUGCUCCAUCGUUUUCCAAAAUCGAUUUCAGUAUGAAGAUAAGAAUUUUCUUACCUUAAUGGAAAGAUUCAAUGAGAACUUCAGGAUUGCAAGCACCCCAUGGAUCCAGGUUUGCAAUAUUUUUCCUUUUCUCAUCGAUUACUUCCCAGGGACUCACAACAAAUUCCUUAAAAAUGGUGCUUUUACAAAAAGUUAUAUUUUGGAGAAAGUAAAAGAACACCAAGAAUCACUGGACAUUAACAAUCCUCGGGACUUUAUUGAUUGCUUCCUGAUUAAAAUGGAGCAGGAGAAGGACAACCAACAGUCUGAAUUCACUGUUGAAAACUUGGUUAGCACUGUAUUUGACCUAUUUGUUGCUGGAACACACACAACAAGCACCACUCUGAGAUAUGGACUCCUGCUCCUUCUGAAGCACCCAGAGGUCACAGCUAAAGUCCAGGAAGAGAUUGACCGUGUAAUUGGCAGACACAGGAGCCCCUGCAUGCAGGACAGAAGCCACAUGCCUUACACCGAUGCUGUAUUGCAUGAGAUCCAGAGAUACAUUGACCUUAUCCCCAAUGGCUUGCUUCAUACAGUGACCUCUGACAUUAAAUUCAGAAACUACUUCAUCCCUAAGGGCACAAACAUAGUGCCAUCACUGACUUCAGUGCUUUACGAUGACAAAGAAUUUCCCAACCCAGAGGUGUUUGACCCUGGCCACUUUCUGGAUGAGAGUGGCAACUUUAAGAAAAGUGAAAACUUCAUGCCCUUCUCAGCAGGAAAACGGAUUUGUGUUGGAGAAGGACUUGCCCGCAUGGAGCUAUUUUUAUUCCUGACUACCAUUUUACAGAACUUUAACCUGAAAUCUCUUACUGAUUUAAAGGCCCUCAAUGCCACUCCCACUGCCAAAGGACUUGUUUCUAUGCUACCUUCAUACCAGAUCUGCUUCAUUCCUGUCUGAAGAAGGUUAAGUCACCUGGCUACUGAUCUUUUGUCACCUGCAAGUCUUUUUUUAUUUUUUUAAAAUCAGGGAGAGUUCCAAUAUUAGGGAUAUCUUUUCUGACCUCUAAUCACAUUUUCCCAUUCCCUGAAGAUGCACUGAACAUCCGAUCUUCAUUAAGGAGACUUGCUUGGGUCAUUGCAUAAAUAUAUCUGCUAUUAUUAAUAUUCUGUAUUACUUUUAUUGACUGCCAUACAUACUAAUAAUUUGUGCUGAGUUUUUAAUGUUUUUGUUAUAAAACAGAGAAAAAUGAUUACCAUAUCAUAAUUCAGAUUCAUUUCUUCUGUGAAUAUUCUGAAUGAAAAGUGUUACUAAUUGCUAGCUCAUUCUCAGAUUUUUCCUCUUUUGUCCAUAAUGCAAGAAAGAAAUGAAACAGAAUAUCAGCCAUGCUGUCCCUCAUAAUGAUAAGCAUAGAGGGACAAAGGGAAAGAGGGUAGGGAAGCUUUCUUGGCUGCGUGUUAUCUAGAGUUUCUCAAGGUUUGGAUUUGAGAAAGAAGGUCUGUCAAAGAGCAAAACUAACCUUU